Messenger RNA from Drosophila novamexicana, 1311 nucleotides. RefSeq lists its product as uncharacterized. The record is from RefSeq and is a predicted model, not a curated record. Gene Ontology annotation, cellular component: RNA polymerase II transcription regulator complex. The transcript has 2 exons. The annotation marks the transcript as partial. Lineage: Eukaryota; Metazoa; Arthropoda; Insecta; Diptera; Drosophilidae. Gene Ontology annotation, molecular function: transcription coactivator activity. Gene Ontology annotation, biological process: positive regulation of transcription by RNA polymerase II.
CGAAUCUUUCGCAUCUUACAGAAACUUUUCCUGGUUGCUUUCGCGGUGAUCGCAGCUGUGGCUGCUGAUGUCAGCCAUCUGCCCUCCAACGAGUACCUGCCUCCCGUGCAGCAGGAUUUCCAGACCGUCGCUGCUCCCAGCAACGAGUACCUGGCUCCAGUUGCCAAUGAGGCCAGCUACGCCCAGGUUGGCCAGGGCGACCUUGCCGCCGAUGGAUACCGCUACAAGACCCAGCGUCGCGUUGUGGUCCGCCGCAACCGUCGUGAUGUGAACGAGCUGCCCUCCAACGACUACCUGCCCCCUGUGCAGGAGGAGGCCCAGGUCAUCGCCGCCCCCAGCAACGAGUACUUGGCUCCAGUUGAGGCCCCAAUCCAGCAGGGCAACCUUGCUGAUGAUGGAUACCGCUACAAGACCCACCGUCGCGUCGUCUACCGUCGCAACCGUCGUGAUGUGAGCCAUCUGCCUUCCAACGAGUACUUGCCCCCUGUCCAGGUCUCUGCCCCAGCUCCAUCCAACGAGUACCUGCCACCCGUCCAGGCUGCUGCCCCCGCUCCAGUCCAGUUCGCUGCCCCAGCUCCAGUCCAGAUUGCUGCCCCCGCUCCUGCUCCAGUCCAGAUUGCUGCUCCAGCUCCCGUUGCCAUCUCCGCUCCAAUUCAGGAGGCUGCUCCCGCUCAUGAGUUGGCCGAUGAUGGAUACCGCUACAAGACCCACCGUCGCGUCGUCUACCGUCGCCAUCGUCGUGAUGUCAGCCAUCUGCCCACCAGCGAGUACUUGCCCCCUGAAGCCCAAGUCAUCGCCGCUCCCAGCAACGAGUACUUGGCUCCAAUUGAGGCCCCAAUCCAGCAGGGCAACCUUGCUGAUGAUGGUUACCGCUACAAGACCCACCGUCGCGUGGUCCUCCGUCGCCACCGUCGUGAUGUGAAUGAGCUGCCUUCCAAUGAGUACCUGCCCCCCGUGCAGCAGGAAGCCCAGGUCAUCGCCGCUCCCAGCAACGAGUACUUGGCUCCAGUUGCCAAUGAGGCCAGCUACGCCCAGGUCGGCCAGGGCAACCUUGCCGAUGAUGGUUACCGCUACAAGACCCACCGUCGCGUGGUCCUCCGUCGCCACCGUCGUGAUGUGAAUGAGCUGCCCUCCAACGAGUACCUGCCCCCCGUGCAGCAGGAAGCCCAGGUCAUCGCCGCUCCCAGCAACGAGUACUUGGCUCCAGUUGCCAAUGAGGCCAGCUACGCCCAGGUUGGCCAGGGCAACCUUGCUGAUGAUGGAUACCGCUACAAGACCCAGCGUCGUGUCGUCUUCCGUCGUCGUCAUUAA